CAAACAUGGAAUACUGCAGAUGCUGUUUCCCGUUGCAAGUACCAAGGAAUAACACAGAUAUGUAGGACUCUAUAUUUAAGAUGAGAUGGAGCAGCCCCCUGCAAUGCAUUCUGAAUAUCUGGUCUCAGGGAUUAGAACGCCGCCUGUGAGAAGGAACAGCAAGCUGGCAACACUGGGCAGGAUCUUCAAACCAUGGAAGUGGAGGAAAAAGAAAAAUGAGAAACUAAAGCAAACAUCAGCAGUGUUAGAGAAGAAGAUUACGGCAAGGCAAGGUCGGGAUGAACUCAUUAAGAAAGGUCUCCUGGAAAUGAUGGAACAAGAUGCUGGAGGCAAAGCAUGUGCUGCUGACGGUGCCACCAGGUCGAUGCAGAGUGAGCCUUCAUCCCCCGUAUGCCAGGCUCUUACCUCAGAAGAGAUGCAGCAGGAAAGUACAGCCGCAGCAACAAAUGCAACCUCACUUUGCGAGGAGUUGCACUCAGAGGAGCUGAAAGAUGACACAGCCAAGAAACCUUCAGCGUCCACUGAAGAACGAGAAGAUGCCUGCCUCCCAGUAACCGAAGAGACUCCACAAGCCUUACUUGUUUCUGAAUCCACAGAUUCCCCACAAAAAGCAAUGGAGAGAAACCCAGCACAGCUCUCCAGCCCUCCUUCACUUCCAAUUCCGCCACCUAAGGCGAUCUCCAAAAUCACUAAGAGUGUAACAGGACAAGCUGCCCUCUUCCAUCCAUCAGGCCAGAAAGGUGCCGACCCUCAUGUCAGAGGACAGCUACCAACGCCGACCGGUUCGCCUCAUCCCGCGACUGUCCACCUGCCUUUACCUCCCAGCAGAGUCAUCGAGGAGCUCCACAGGGCUCUGGCCACCAAACAUCGGCAGGAUAGUUUUCACGGCAGAGAAAGCAAAGGGUCUCCCAAAAAAAGAGUGGACAUCCGUCCAUCCAGAACAUCUAGCAUCGAGGGCAACAAAGAAAAGGAGAAUGCACUAAGCCACAGCAAUGAUCCGGAGAAUAAGCGGAACUCAGUCAAAGAGUCGGAUGAGAACAAAGAAAACCUGAUCAUGAACUCGGAACUCAAGGACAACUUGGUUUUUUAUCAGGAUGAAGAGGUUUUGAAUGACUCCAUUAUUUCAGGUACCUUGCCAAGAAAAUGCAAGAAGGAGCUGCUGGCAGUGAAGCUACGGAACAGGCCAAGCAAGCAGGAGCUGGAAGACAGGAACAUUUUCCCCAGGAGGACAGAUGAGGAACGUCAGGAAAUCCGACAGCAAAUCGAAAUGAAACUCUCCAAGUAAUAUAAAUCCAUUGACUUCAGUGGAUUUGCUUCUGACUGA
Messenger RNA from Pelodiscus sinensis (Chinese soft-shelled turtle), 1324 nucleotides. The record is from RefSeq and is a predicted model, not a curated record. Lineage: Eukaryota; Metazoa; Chordata; Testudines; Trionychidae.